Messenger RNA from Botrytis cinerea B05.10, 1926 nucleotides. RefSeq lists its product as hypothetical. The record is from RefSeq and is a predicted model, not a curated record. The coding region runs from base 88 to 1638 and encodes 516 amino acids. The transcript has 2 exons. NCBI's taxonomy places the organism in Eukaryota, Fungi, Ascomycota, Leotiomycetes, Helotiales, Sclerotiniaceae.
GUUCACCACAUUUUUACCUUUCCAAUUCAUCAUCAAGGCUCUCUUGACACGCUCACAUUCGAGUCAGCACCUUCAUCUCAAUCGAAAAUGGCAACUGUUAACAAUGAUCUUCUAAGCCUUUCUGAGGCGGUGGUCGCUUUGAAUGCGGACAAUCCCUCGACAGCCUUGCCAACUCUGUACCAAAAGCCAACCAAUAUGGUCCCUGAAGGUACCGACUCCGGUUACGCCUCACAAAUCUCUACGCCGGAAAGCAAACACUCGUUCUUUCGCAAACAACUCCGAGCCUACAAAAAGCCAAUUCCCAGAUUAACCAAGGAAAGGUUCUCAGAUUUGCGUGAGCAAUAUGCAGAAAGCCUCAACAACUUUACACGAAGCUUGCCCAGUUGCUCCUCGGUUUUGAUGACCUUACAAGUAUUGGGCGAAGACGAAGAAUCCGCACAGCCUUGGGUCUUUGUUCAAUGCGAUAAAGCUGUGUUCAAAAAAGUCAACAGCUUUUUUAAACAGCCCGUGAUUAAGAUGGAUUUCGAACCAAGUCAGCCUGACGAUCGCUCUCCUCGGUUACGAGUCCUUGUAUGUCCGCUGAAACCCAGAUAUCUCGCAAAGAAUCAUGAGUCCUCGUCGGAGCUUGACUUUUACGACAACGAACCAAUCCUUAUUUUUAGCGAGUCUCCCAUACGUGAAACUUUGUGCGGCACGCAGAUAACGACUGCAAACUUAACGACUGCAAACUCUUCCCAAGCUACGAUAGGCGGUAUCAUCAAAGUCAUCUAUAUGGAGAUGCGAGAAAAGUUCUUUGGAAUGAGUGCAGGCCACUUCGUUCUUAGGGACUAUGAGGAAGAACCGAGUCAGGACUCCGAUGAUGAAUCUUAUGAAGAAGUCUUUGGAUUCGACCUUGGCUGUGUUGACGCCAACAUUGAGGAGGAGCAUCAAGAUAUUCAUUAUACUUCAGGUAGACUGUUGGGCAGCACCUCACUAGCAGAUGUAUCAAAUCCUUCUGUCAAUGGCGGAAAAAAUCUUGAUUGGUCAUUAAUCAGCAUUGAAAAUCAGAUUCACACCUUUCUGCCAAAUGUUUACCUGGAUAAAUCUAUAUUUGAGACUACGCACCACGCUUCAGAAUUUGCGGAAACAGAUGUCAUAAUCCUGUUGGCUGGGGAGCAAAUCCGAGGAACAAUGUCUAGCUCGCCAUCUUAUUUGAUGGUGCCACCUGGCAAUGUACUUGUCCAGACAUAUCUCUUGUCGUGCACUGAUGGGACAGUCCUUCGACCUGGUACUAGCGGAGCUUGGGUGGUUGAUGCGAAUAGCAGCAGGCUUUAUGGGCACGUCGUUGCUUCAGAUAUAUUCAACCGCGUUUACGUCAUUCCAAUUAGCGACUCUUUCAAGAACAUCGAAAGUCAUCUUUCUGCUCUCGCGGUAACCGCUUUCAUUACCCGGAGAGAUCUCGCUGAGAAUUCAUGUCCAGACUCCGGGUAUUCUUCCAUGUUUACCACGCCGAAUAUUUCGCCAAACCCACAGUAUCAUAUCUAUGGAAAUCACCCUGAAAGCAUUGAUUCCCGUGACUAUCAAUACUCAAUACCAAUAUCUCCACCACGAGCGUCAGAGCGAGAACCUAGACAAUUACGGAGGGUUCAAAGUGAGUAACCAUAGAUUAGAAACGGAAAUCCGAAAUCCGGGGUAUUGGAGUAGAUGACUCGCCCAUUGGAGACAAAGAGUACACCGCAUGAAAGUCGUUGGAACAAAUCCGGCAAAAGACUCCUUUCAAUUUCGACUCAAGUUGACGAAAAACCACUCCAUUGUAGUAUAUAAUUCGUGUAGUAUUGUCAUUAAUGAAUUGCCUUUAGGAGGAUUGGCGAGUUCAACUAAGACACUGAAAAGAUCGUAAGUUCCAAGAUGGAGGAGGUAUCAAAAUUUUCUCCUCGCUUGAGUGCA